Messenger RNA from Pieris brassicae (large cabbage white), 1380 nucleotides. RefSeq names its product classical arabinogalactan protein 9. Gene Ontology annotation, cellular component: nucleus. Lineage: Eukaryota; Metazoa; Arthropoda; Insecta; Lepidoptera; Pieridae. The coding region runs from base 135 to 611 and encodes 158 amino acids. The transcript has 3 exons. The record is from RefSeq and is a predicted model, not a curated record.
AAUGCAUUCGUGCAAAUAUGUAAAUUGAUAUUUAUCGUAUCCUACCCAGUAAUUUAACACCUGAUAAAGUUUUAAUGACUUGGAAGAAGUUAAGCCGCCGUUCAUAGACACCUACAAUAGCAGUUGUAUUUAAAAUGACUUCAACAUCGUUCAACGUUGGUAUUGGCGACGGUUCAAGGCUGUCAAGUCGGGUACUACGCCCUCCAGGCGGUGGGCACACAGACAUCUUUAGCGGGGAGCCUGAACCUCCACGUGGAAGACGUCUUGUUCCUGCUGCCUCUGGUGCUAUGUUUGGUCACGGUGAUGAUACUAAAUCAGCAAUAGUUGCUCAAACUCCAACCCAAAAUGGGGCUUCCGCAACUUCAGAACCUGCACCACAGACUGAAGUGCCUCAACCUGCAGCGCCACAACCCGCACAAUUCGAACCUGUUCCGGUUGCCGAACCUGUUCCGGUUGCUGAACCUGUUGUGGUUGCUGAACCUGUUGUUGCUAACCCAGCCAAGACAUCGAAGCCUGCAACCCCAGCGGUGACCCCCACUGAACAGACUAAAGCUGAACCUCCUAAAAGAGUUCGCGUACCGCCCGGCGGCUUUUCUUCUGGCCUUUGGUAAACGCUGAGAACGCUUGGGACCGCGCACUGUGCCUUAGUUUUAUGUUGGCUAUCUCGUCUACUGUUUGAUUGUGAAGCUGUCAAAUUUUAAGCUGACUCGUUGAUUAGGGAUACUGUCUUAAUAUUUUUUUACGCUAGUGCGUGCGCGUGCGCUGCAAAUUGUUUGUCUAAUUCAAACAAAUGUUGUCGUUUACAUUGUUCAGUUAUUGGGGGUAUUUCAAUAUGUUGUUUCGUCUACUGAAAUUUGGCAGCUUAUGUAUGCCGGAGUCAUUUUAGUGUAUGAUAAGCCUUUCAAAUAGGCUAUGGAAUUUAGUAGUGUGAGAUAGGCUAACAUACGCAACUGCUGGAUUUUGGUCCCGCAUUUUGUCAGCUAUGUAAAUUCUCGCGUUUAUUUACUCCAUAUACGUUAUGUACGAUGAAUUUAAUCUUAUAUUUUAACUCUUUCGCUUGUGUCAAAGGCAAUUGCCAACUCAAGACUUGUAUACUGUAGUCACAAAAUUGUUAGGACUAAGGUAUUUUAUAGGUAUUCAAUAUUGUCCAGGUUAGUCCAGGUUCAUAUUCCAUUUAACAGUAUUUACGCUUUUUCCAGCAAACUAAUUUCGUGUAGCUGUUAAUUAUAAUAUUUUUUAAAAGCCGACUGAUCUUUCAGGACUGUACUUAAAAUUUUCGUUAACAAUUAUGUUUUAACGCAAAACGGCAAUGCGAUUAUAUAUAUUAAUGAUUUUUAACGAUAAUUGUAUUUUUGUAUCAAUUAAAUGCUAUAAAUUUAA